UCAGAUUCUGAAAAUCUCAGCAUCUUUGUCCUCAUUUCUUGAAUCAACACAUUAUAUAAGAAAACCAGCCUCUUAAAGCAGUAGAGCUAGAAAUGUCAACAGACUCAUCAUCAUCCUUCGAGCAAUUAGAGGAUGAAGAUGUUUCACUCUCCGAUCUUCCCCACAAUUAUGUCCAACCAGAGCAAAACCACUCUGUCAGUACUAAACCUGUUGAUAGUAGCAAAGUCAUCGACACAGAAGAAGAAUUUGACUUUUGCUCAUCCAUGCGCGGCAGCUCUUUCUCGGCGGAUACAAAAAUGUGCGCUGCGGAUGAUCUCUUUUUCAAGGGCCAGAUUCUACCCCUGCGACUCUCUGUCAGCUCGGACAGCGGGUUUACCAAGCAGAACCCGGCACGACACUUGUCUGUGGAGUCGGGUUCUUCUGAGUACACGGACCGGCACAUGUCAGGUUUCAAAAGCAUUAUCGAGGGCAGUAGUAGCUGCAGCAGUACAAGAAUGAGUCCCAACUCGUCAAGAAGCAACAGCAACAGUAGCCGUUCCACUGCUACAACAACGAGCACUAGCAUUGCGAAAUCGAAACCAAGAGUAGUGUCUGUUCGAAACCAAUUCUACACGCACCCCAGCCCGAGACCCCAGAUUCAAAUUUCAAAUGGGGCACGACUUGAAAAGGUAGGCAGCCGGCCGAGCAAGAAAUCGUCAUCGAUCUGGGACUUUUUCCGAUUGGGACUGGUAAGAACACCUGAGCAAGACCUUCGUAAGGUACUUCGUAGUAAUAGUGAUCGUGUUAAUAGCACAAGAAUUAGUGUCAGUCGCAAUAGUAGCGUUAAUAGCAACAAUAGUACUACUUUUAGCAACAACAACAACAACCCUACUACUAGUACAAUUGCCAACGGUACCAUCAACGACGGUGAAAAGAACAGUGUCACUAAAACUACUGCAGCAUUGAUCUCGGAGACGAAGAGUCGGCAGAGAGUUUUUAGCGGUUGUAAGUGCUCAUUCGAAGCUGUGGCAUCCAAUGCCGUUGUCCCGAAAAGUAAUGUCGAUAAGGAAAGCGAAUCUAAACAUGAGAAGAAAGCCGAUAAAGUAUCGCCCGACGUGAAGAUGAAGAUGAAGAAGAAGAAGAGCGGUGGUAAGCAAAAGCAGCUAAAGCAAGACAUGUCGCAUCAGAGAACGUAUGAAUGGCUAAAGGGGCUUUAAACAUCGAUCGCAUGCAAACUUGGAUCAUCUUCUAAUUCCCUUUGAAUUGAUAGAUGUUGUAUAUAGAUGAUGUCUUAAUCAUUAUCAGCUGAUAGUAGUAUCUAGUAGUGGACUUCAGACCAAUAUGAUCUCGCAUGCUCUGCAGCUGCUUUAUUUCACUAUCAUUUUGUUUUUUCCUUUAUUUUUUAUAUUUGGUUUCUCUUUAGUUUGAAAUGUUAGUAACCUUAAUACACAUGUAUUGAAGUUUGAAUUUCAAAGUUAGGGCUAGCUCCAUUAUCAAGG
Argentina anserina (silverweed cinquefoil) is the source of this 1478-nucleotide messenger RNA. RefSeq names its product probable membrane-associated kinase regulator 1. The transcript has a single exon. NCBI's taxonomy places the organism in Eukaryota, Viridiplantae, Streptophyta, Magnoliopsida, Rosales, Rosaceae. Bases 93 to 1196 code for a protein of 367 amino acids. The record is from RefSeq and is a predicted model, not a curated record.